CCUUCGGACUCGGGGACUGUUACACCGAGAGGCCGGAAGAAGCGGCAAGGCCUCUGCUGAUCGUCGCGUAAUGAGUUUGUUGGUGAAUUUCGAGUGAGUCCGGUGCCUUAAUAACGGCCAUGUUAAGGCACGAAUGUUUUGCCACGUUGUAUAAAACACACCAUUUACGGUGACGGUAAAAUAGCCACUUUCUCCUUCACUCUCCGGUACCCUUGCAGAGACUCGUAGACCUGUGGUCUCCUGGCAGAGGCAUGGCUGAGGGGCCCGAAGCGGGCUUUGCAGAGACUUUUGUGUUGGCAGGUUCAAACGGACAUGGUCUGGCAGUGGAGGACUUGGGUUCAGGCGGGUUUUCCCGUGAUCUGGUGGAGCCAAGCUCUGGAGUCAGCCGGAUGGCGAUGGGUGUGAAGUCCAAGUGUGCCGCCUACGUUCUGGCUCUUCGGCCCUGGAGCUUUAGUGCCUCGCUGACACCCGUAGCGCUGGGCAGCGCGCUGGCUUACAAGUCCGAGGGCACCGUGGACCUCUUGGUGUUCAUGGUGUGUGCCGUGGCCGUGCUGGUGGUGCACGGGGCAGGCAACCUAGUAAACACUUACUACGACUUCUCCAAGGGCAUCGACCACAAGAAGAGUGACGAUAGGACUCUGGUGGACCAGAUUUUGGAGCCCCAGGACGUGGUGAUGUUUGGGGCGCUGCUGUACUCCGUCGGGUGCCUGUGUGCCACCUUGCUCUACUUCCUCUCCACAUUGAAGCUGGAGCAUCUCGCGCUCGUCUACUUCGGAGGGCUCUCUGGCUCCUUCCUUUACACUGGAGGCAUCGGACUGAAAUACGUGGCGCUGGGCGACGUGGUGAUUCUGAUCACCUUCGGCCCCCUGGCAGUCAUGUUCGCACACGCGGUGCAGGUGGGCUACCUGUCAGCGCUGCCGCUAGUUUACGCCGUGCCGCUAGCACUCAACACGGAGGCCAUCCUGCAUAGCAACAACACGAGGGACAUGGAGUCGGACCGGCAGGCGGGCAUCGUCACGCUGGCCAUCCUCAUCGGGCCUGCUCUCUCCUACGUGCUCUUCAACCUGCUGCUCUUCGUCCCCUACGUGCUCUUCUGCUUCCUGGCAACAAGGUACACCAUCAGCAUGGCGCUGCCCCUGCUCACGCUACCCAUGGCCUUCCCGCUGGAGAAGCUCUUCCGGGGUCAGUGCUACUCGAAGAUCCCCCAGAAGACCGCAAAACUGAACCUCUUAAUGGGUCUCUUCUACGUGUUUGCGAUCAUACUGGCACCGCCUGGAAGUUUGCCACAACUGUGACUUACCUUGACUCUUUCUUACUGUGGCUCAUGUUUGCCUGUCUAUAAUUUAUCAUUUUUGUUACUGGGCUCUAAUUUAUUAAACAAAACACUGGUUCAAAUGUGCUACUUAGAGAAGUUGUGCAGUAUUUACAACUUCUGUUGCUGGCAAGGUGGCCCUUACUUCCCCUAAAUCUGUGUGCUACUCUUCACUUGCUGUGUGUGAUGCAAAUUCCAAGCUGCCUGUGCAUGCAUGCUGGACCUGGGAAAGAGGAAGGAGAACACUGUAAGGUCACUUGAGAGGCAGCAAGAGUUCUUCAAAUAGUUUUCAGCUAUUGCCUUUGGGCUUUCAAAUUUUUCCCAUUUUUCAGGUUUGUUUUUUUUCUCAGUAGUUGCUGAUGCAAGUAAUAAUCGAAGGUAUGAGUAACACAUACUUUGUCAGCAGUAAAAUCACAAGGAUUGCCAAUUUAUUUUUUAUGUUGCAGGCGUGGGGUUGAAUCGCUAACACUGUUCCAUCACCUCUGGAGUUUAGAGUACGAAUCUCGCCUGUGCUGUGUGUGUCAGGUUUGCAUUUUCUUCCCGUGUCUCGUACUUUGAUUCCGGGUGUGCCAGCUAAACCGUAGUGUGUGUGACGGUGCGUUAGGUGCCCUGCACUGGAUUGGCAUCCCAUCCUGAAUGUACCCCCCCAUCUUGUGCCCUAUGCCACCCCUGAGACCCUGCUCAGGAUGAGUGGUUAGAUGUGUAGUUAAAAUAAUUUUUAGAUCCAGGUUGUCUCCAGGAGUGUAUUCCAUAAAGGAGGAUUUCCCAGUUAGCUGGGUAAUUUAAGCCAAACAAGAAAACUGUCCAAUAGGAAGAUAGGAAAGUGACCUUCCUAUUGGGGAAAUCCUGCUUUGUAGAACGCCCCUGUUUUUGUAUACUGAAGUGGUGGCAAAAACAAAAUUGUUAAAUACAGGCAUUUUAAUGUGAAGCUGCAGGAUUUGCGCUGUUCAUUUUAGCAAUUUAUUGCUUUUGCAGCAGUUCAUAACAAAUGUCAGAUGUGAUUGAGAUCAUUUUAAUUUUUACAGUUGAAAUGGAGCCUAAGGAUUAUUGUAUGGUUGAGUUUGACUAGAUUUUACCAGUCAAAAUGGUUAGAGACAAUAUUCACAAUGAAAUUCCAGUCGUUUUUGGGUUUAGACGGUCAGACAUGACACACAUCGCCCAAGGAAGAACAUGUUUUCCCUGUAACUUUAGGUGCUGUCCUGUGUCUGUCCCGGUACCGUAUAUACACUAGUGCGCUUCAAAAUGUAUCAGUAAUAAAGGGCACGUUCAUAAACAAAAUAUAUUUUAAAUGCCCUCAAAUACCUGCGGAUAUUUAUUUUAUAAUUUGUCACCAGAAGUAGGACAGGAAAGCUUCUUGGGGGAAAAUAUGUAUUUCAUUUUUAUGAUUUUUUUUUAUUCCAGUAUUCGGCUGGCGAUUCUUUCGAAUUUAUUCGUAUGCGAUUUGUAUUUAAUGGAACAGCUAACGUAACAAAACUAUACGAAACUGAUAAAAUACAACAUGUAAAAAGCACAAA
This is a messenger RNA of Brienomyrus brachyistius, 2826 nucleotides long. It is a transcript of the gene ubiad1, whose product is annotated as UbiA prenyltransferase domain containing 1. Gene Ontology annotation, biological process: menaquinone biosynthetic process; vitamin K biosynthetic process. Gene Ontology annotation, molecular function: prenyltransferase activity. Gene Ontology annotation, cellular component: endoplasmic reticulum; Golgi membrane. Bases 252 to 1295 code for a protein of 347 amino acids. NCBI's taxonomy places the organism in Eukaryota, Metazoa, Chordata, Actinopteri, Osteoglossiformes, Mormyridae. The record is from RefSeq and is a predicted model, not a curated record. The transcript has 3 exons.